UUACGACAUUGGGCUUAUAACCUUUUCGCAUUUCAUUUCAUUUCCCUCUUUUUUUUUGAAGCAUUAUACACGCGUAACACGAACAUACGAAUAUGGAAGGUCGCCACGGACAAAAGAAAGAGAAGGUGGAGUCACCUGAGUUACUCAAGGCUAGACAGGACCGUGAGGCUGUCCUCGUACGCGAGUACUGUAGCCUCAAGGACUCACUCAAAAAUAUCAUGAAUUCCAAGAAGAGAGAUAAUGAUGCUCUUAGAGUUACUACUCUACUGCUUCGCAAAAGUCCUGACUACUAUACCAUUUGGAAUGUGCGUCGAAUUAUUCUCCAGGAAGGGUUCCUUGAUAAAGCAGAUGAUGAAGCCGUCGACAAGAUUUACAAUGGCGAACUUGAAUUUGUGCAAGAGAAUCUGAAAUUGAAUCCAAAAUCUUACUGGAUGUGGAACCACCGCCGAUGGUGCCUAGAGCACAUGAAGCAACCUCAUUGGGACAGGGAGCUUGCUAUGGUGAGCAAGUUUCUCGAGCUAGACGCUCGCAACUUCCAUGGUUGGGAUUACAGAAGAUACAUUAUUCGGCAGUUGGAUCUCAAGGACCGUAACGCUACGGAAAGAGUUCUAGAACGCGCUCAAUCAGAAUUUGACUUUACAGCGAAAAAGAUCAGUCAAAACUUUUCAAACUAUUCGGCAUGGCAUAACAGAAGUACAUUGCUGAUUAAGUUGUCUCAGGAUAUGACAGAGGAAGAAAGGCAAGCAGCAGCGGACAAUGAAUUUGAUCUCAUCAAGAAUGCGAUUUACACCGAUCCAGAGGACCAGAGUGCGUGGUUAUAUGACCUGUGGCUCAUUGGAAAAGAGGAGAGAAGUAUCUCGGUCCUUGGUGCGACUGUGAUCUCAUUUCACCCAUUGGAGGUGGUUGUUGCGUUUGAUGAAACAGUUAAGCUUUGCAACCCUUUCACAGUGUCAACCAUGCUGGAUCAUGUCGCUGUGCCAUUACAGGGAGAAUGGAAGGCUACAGGGUCAGACUCAUCCAUGGGUAGUAUCUGGAUCUUUCAGCAAGCGCCAGGCGCAGAGUACGGGCCUACUGUCGAGAUUGUAAUCUUUCCAGACGAUGUCUGUGGUGUUAGGUCAGGGUCGCGACUCACCUCGGCGGUUUGCUUUGAAGCUGAGACGUUGGAACAGGACUUUAGCAACAUUUCAGGUCGACUUAAUCGGCUGGCCAUUGGACAGAACUUGAUGUGUGAUGUUAGCAAGCGUAUUGGACCAGUUCCAGAGCCUGAUGGCACCAUGGAGACACAAAGAACGAAGUCAAAGUUCCUUGUCACGUCUUUGACAACAUCUAACUCGCUUAAGGAUAGAGUUACAUUGCUGGACCGCGAAAUUGCUGUUGUUCGUGAGUUGAUGGAGCUAGAGCCAGAUAGUAAAUGGCCAAUCCAAAUCCUUUCAACAUUGUUGUCGGAGCUUCGUGAGACAGUUAGUAUUCACUCUGCACAAGCCAAGACCAUUGAUGAUGAGUGCAUAGAGCUUCAGGAAAAACUCAUUUCAAUCGAUCCCCUACGCCAAGAGCGAUAUGAGGACCGUCGAACACAGCUUGUAUUCGAUCGUGAAACACUGCAUUUAAUCAAGGACUCUAAGCGUUUUCCGGAAAUUGAAUUUGCAGACGAGCAGCCGAAGGAUCUGGACCUGUCUAUGCGAGGAUUGACACACAUCCCGAUCUCGUCAUACCUGAUGCACCUCCACACCCUCAAUUUGGAUUCCAAUGCCAUCACCUCGACUCGUUUCCUUCGUAACCUGCUCAAUGUCCGCCAUUUGAAUUUAUCCAAUAACUUGAUUGAACAGCUUGAAGGUUUACAACAUGCUCCUAGUCUAGAGUUUUUGUUGUUAGAGAACAACAUGAUUGCCAAGUGGGAAGACGUGGUUGCAGGCUUUGUGUUCUGGCACGAAGGGAAAUUAGGACGUACUGGUGCACAAGUCAAAGUCCUGCUAGGCGGUAACCCUGUUGUCGAAAAUGAAGGUGGUGAGUAUGUCUUGGAGAAGCGAUGGGAAGACGUAGGCGAAGUUGGGGUGGAGAUCCAAUGGAAGACGGAAGAGCUUCGACUUCAAGAGGAAGCAUUAAUGGGUGCUGAGGGACCUGUUGGUGUGGGUAACACUCAUGCAGACGGUAGUCGGCGCGUGAGUACAACGACUGUCGAAUUUGAUGCUGGUACCUCACAUUAAGAAAAAUAGUAUGGAUAGUCUGGUCUCAAAAUGUUCUACAUCCAUAGCCAAUAAAUACAGGCACAAUUAUACAGUCCUACGUCUAAAAACGCGUGGGCAUCCGCACCCAAAAAAUGAAG
Molecule: messenger RNA, 2323 nt
Organism: Lobosporangium transversale
Lineage: Eukaryota; Fungi; Mortierellomycota; Mortierellomycetes; Mortierellales; Mortierellaceae
Exons: 8
Coding region: 93-2204 (703 amino acids)
Biological process (GO): protein geranylgeranylation
Cellular component (GO): Rab-protein geranylgeranyltransferase complex; cytoplasm
Molecular function (GO): protein binding; Rab geranylgeranyltransferase activity
Source: RefSeq, a predicted model, not a curated record